This is a messenger RNA of Mucor mucedo, 1413 nucleotides long. RefSeq names its product Metallo-dependent phosphatase-like protein. Gene Ontology annotation, molecular function: endopolyphosphatase activity; exopolyphosphatase activity. Gene Ontology annotation, cellular component: fungal-type vacuole. Gene Ontology annotation, biological process: polyphosphate catabolic process. The record is from RefSeq and is a predicted model, not a curated record. The coding region runs from base 94 to 1413 and encodes 439 amino acids. The transcript is spliced from 6 exons. Lineage: Eukaryota; Fungi; Mucoromycota; Mucoromycetes; Mucorales; Mucoraceae.
CCCUGAGUUAAUAAGAUUUUAUUAUAAAAAAGCCUUACAAAUUCGAGCUAUUUCUGAUGAUCAUCUCUUUCUUUUAUUACAUCGAAAAAAAAAAUGUUGUUCAGCUUGAGUUCUUUAGCUUGCUUGCUUUUAGCAGCCAAUGCAGUGAAUGGAAAUAUCAUUAUUCCCGCCAAAAAAAGAUACGGAGAGUUGUCCGGAAAGUUUAUACAUGUGACAGAUUUCCAUCUUGAUCCAUACUAUGUGGAAGGAACCGAUGUCGCCCAUUUUUGUCAUACAAGCAAAGGAGAUACCAAAAAGGGUGUAGCAGGCCGUUUUGGUACACUUGGCUCAAAAUGUGAUUCGCCUACUGCUUUGGUAGAAGCGGCAUUCGAUUUCAUGAGUGCUCAAGCCCCCGAUGCUGAUUUUGUGAUUUAUACAGGGGAUUCAGUGCGACAUGAUCGAGAUAAAAAGCUCAAACGCACUAAGGCACAAGUGUUAGAGAUUCAAAGAACCAUUGUGAACUAUUUUCAAAAAUCUUUCGAUAAAGUGAUCCCUGUACUCGGUAACAACGACGUGAUGAAACACAACCACAUCCAAGAUUAUGACCAGCAAUAUAAUGAAUUUAAAGCUACCUGGGAGCCUUAUAAUCUUGCUCUUGGAGAUGAUUUUGAACAAGGUGGUUUCUAUGUUCAAGAGAUCAUACCAAAAUUGCGUACUAUCAACACAAAUACCUUAUCUUUUACCAAAAAGAACAAACUGAUAUCUGAUUGUGAUGUACCUGGUAGUCCAGGAAGAAACCAGUUGGACUGGCUUAAAAAGUCAUUAGACGAUACCCGGGCUGAUGGAUCCAAGGCCUAUAUUCUGGCCCAUAUUCCUCCUAACAGUAAAAAAGAUAAACAUUUCUUCCGAGACAAAUGUUAUAACGAGUAUUACAGCAUUUUAGGAUCCUAUUCGGACGUAAUUGUUGGUCAUUUUUCCGGGCAUUUCAACUAUGAUCAAUUGACAGCCGUAUUACAGAAUAAGGAGGACGGAACUUACACACGAGUUGCAGCCCUUGGUGCAGAAGAAGUUCCGAUGACAGCUGAAGAACUUGAGAUUUAUAAGGUGGUGGGCGUGCUCUUUAAUGCACCUUCCAUUAUUCCUGAACACAACCCUGCUAUUCGUAUCUAUACCUAUGAAACUGAGGGUUAUCGUUAUCCUGUUGGUACGAUUCUUGAUUGGGACCAAUAUUAUGCUAAUCUCGAGGAAGCCAACCAGAGCGGAAACUUGGAAUUUAAGUUAGAGUAUAAAGCCUCCACAUUGUAUAACGUAGAUCAUUUUGACGCCAGUGGAUUACAAACUGUAUUUGAAGCCAUCUCUUUAAACGAGGAAAUUAGACAACAAUAUAGCAACAUUCGAAAAGUUAUUGGCAACGAAGAAGCAGCAUAUUUAUAA